AUGGACCUCACAGCUGCAGGAGAGGAGCCUCCCAAAGGCUCGAACCCUCCUGAUCUUCUCAUGGAUGCCGAAAUUCAACAACAAAUGGACGACUGGCGCAUCUCUGGCGAGCCCCCUUUGCGAGAACUUCGUAUGCAGGACCGCCUCUACUGGACUCGAUUUACGACCUUUGAUCUCCGUCUAAUUCAUCACAUUGUCAUCGAGUCAACAAAAAUGCACCUCAGAGGUUACAGCAACUGCACAGUCUGGGGACCCAAGAUACACUCAUUAAUCUCGGCAGCCAUGCAGCACGACUUUGCGAUGAGUGCUUUACUGGCUCUGUCGGCAUCAGAUCUGGCAUGGCAAACGAAGAACAGCGAUACAUAUAACCUGGCAUACCAUCACCGGGGAGUAGCACUCAAAGGCUUGCAUGAGGCCAUUGGGGACUUCUCACGAGAAAACUCAGAAGCGAUACUCGCUGCGUCGAUUCUUUUGUCCUGGCAAGCGACAGAAUGGCGUGCGUGGGCAUCCCUACAGCAAGGUGCAGCAACGGUGAUGAGUGCCAUGAGGCCGUGGAUCCACGAGUCGGAAUUUGCGAGGUAUCUACAAGAUCAACGUGCGAUGGCACGAGCAGGGUCCCCGGCCACGCCAACACUACCAAACGCACAGCUCGCGGUCUCCUCAGACGAUCUCCGCAAAGUCGAACACAUAAUAACAGCCCUUCAAACCCUGAAACUCCGGCUGUCCAACAGUCAGGAACUUGUAGAACAUGCCACCCAUCUAGUCGAGUAUCUGCAGCAGUUGCAGCAGGACAUGCAACCUCGAAAUGCGGAGCAGACCUUUGCGAAGCUGCAGUUGCUCAGAGACUGGAUCUUUUGGCUCCCACCACGCAUCCUCCGGCGAGGCGAGUCGGACCUUGCGCCCUUGGUCUUACUUGCUCAUGUCUACGCCAGCGCACUCGCGGUCGAGUCGGUCCUCCCUGAACUCGGCGGAGCCUACCUGGGCGGCAUGUCCGUCCAUCCGCUUGACAAUGUACGUGCGAUACUAGAGAAGAGAAGAAAACAACAACCGCAAGAUACAGGGAUUCAGGUGGCGCUGUCGUUGAUCGAGGCUCCAGUCCAGGUGUUGGUCUCUUACCGACUCCAGCAACAUCACAACACCAACCAGGGAGGUCAAAGCAUGGAAUCAUACCGAUAUUCGCCUUCCGGAAGCCCCUACGCUGCACCAAGCAUCUCCAUGUCGUCGACUACCUCGGACCUGUCGACGGCAUUCCCACAAUCACCCCCCGGGGGCCCUGGAAUUCUGUCGCCUCCGGCGUCGUCCUACUUCCAGGCGGCGCUAGGGCCAGUGGAGACGAGGCGUGACUCGUCCGCGCCGAUUUUAGGCCGCGCGCACUCGAUGGGUGAGCGGCCGUUGGGCUCCAGCGGUCCGCACACCAUGGGCAUGGUGUACGGGACGCCCCCCCAGUACGCGCGAAGUAGCCACGAAGUGCCAGGGUCGAGAAUGGACUAUUUUGGCCAGAGUCAGGCACCGUACAAUCAAUACGGCAGCAUGAACAUGAAUACUCGGUUCGUCACUCCUUCACAACUUUGGGCUUGA
Molecule: messenger RNA, 1578 nt
Organism: Exophiala spinifera
Lineage: Eukaryota; Fungi; Ascomycota; Eurotiomycetes; Chaetothyriales; Herpotrichiellaceae
Exons: 4
Coding region: 1-1578 (525 amino acids)
Biological process (GO): regulation of transcription by RNA polymerase II
Molecular function (GO): DNA-binding transcription factor activity, RNA polymerase II-specific
Source: RefSeq, a predicted model, not a curated record